AUUUCAUCAAGGAGUCAACUUCUCUCUGCACAGCGCCACCACACUACCCAAGACCAAUACGCAAGGCAAGGUAGAAGCAGCUUGCGCUUCUCAGCCACUUGCUCGACGACCCAGCUCCGCAAUGUUGGGCUUCGGCGCGUUCAAGACUUCCAGUCCAGCCCUUGGCGGGCUCUUAUGGAAAGUACCCUGGAGACUCAGUGCUCCUCGAAAAGCCAGGGUCAGAUCUCGAUUGCGCGCAGUGGACGAUGUGAUCUCUGCGGUUCAAAGAUCAGGGGUGGAAUGCGCUGCUUUGGACAGGGCGCUGGCUCUGCCCAAAGAGCACGAGAUGCUGCCAAGGGACAAGUACACGACCUUUUCAAAGUCUGCAAAGGGAUACCGGAAGGGCGUGCACAAAGUGCCCAAAUGGACCAGGAUCACCCUGAGAGAGAACCCGCGCGGGUUCUGAGCUCAGCGCCUACGCGGAGCCUCUCUACAUCUACCUCCAAUUGCCAUUUCGCAAUCACAUCGACCGCGUUUUCGGAGGUCUGUACAACAAUAUAUGCAAUGCUUGCCUCGC
Molecule: messenger RNA, 556 nt
Organism: Ceraceosorus guamensis
Lineage: Eukaryota; Fungi; Basidiomycota; Exobasidiomycetes; Ceraceosorales; Ceraceosoraceae
Product: mitochondrial 54S ribosomal protein YmL31
Exons: 3
Coding region: 122-445 (107 amino acids)
Cellular component (GO): mitochondrial large ribosomal subunit
Molecular function (GO): structural constituent of ribosome
Source: RefSeq, a predicted model, not a curated record